UGACCUGCUUGUCGUGUGCCGAAAUGCCUCGAUGAAUCGCAGUCCUCCAAACACAACGCGAAAAGACAUUAUUGAAUCAAAUGAUUGAAACUCUUGUUUGAGAUCGUGUCAGUCAGAUUGAAUAUAAAAGCGACUUGUCAGUUUAAAGCGCAGCGGAUUGACGGUGACUUUUAUAGUUUAUUCCACUGAUGUCUCAUCUUAUCAAGCUGAGUGUGUUAAAGCGCUGUUUAACAUCUAAAGAGACAUACAACUACAAACGCACAAGUUAAAGAAGAGAGCCCAGGAGAAAUACAGAACUGAAUACCUGCGCUGUUCACCUUGGCGAUCAGGCUUGCAGUGUGUGAGUGGGAUGUCUGCAGAUCAGCUGUGGCCUGACUAUGGUGAAACACCAACCCUUGCAGGUCUAUGAGAGACAGCUGUGUUUGUCCUGCCUGACCGGGAUCUACGGCUGCCGCUGGAAACGGUACCAACGCUCCCAUGACGACAGCUCCAAGUGGGAAUGUUCAUGGUUCUUUCUCCUCUGCUGUUCGUUUUUCCUCCUCCUCGUGUGGUCAUACUUCUGGUGGGAAGCUCGUAAUGACUACAACGAGUUCAACUGGUUAUUAUAUAAUCGUUCAGGCGUUUGGAAGGAUGGCACGGCCCCUAUUCUCGCCACAACACUCACUGGAUUCACUUACAUUGCAUUUUUAAUGGUUCUUGCAUUUUGUCACAUUGUACUGGGGCAGCAGCUUAACCUCUACUGGAUCCACAAGAUUGGAGUUCUGGCUGUUCUUCUCACCACCAUCACAGGUGUAGUGUCCAUUGAUGAUUUUUGGCAGGACGAAUGGGACAUUAUACUUAUUUCUCUACAGUUCACAGGUCCAUUCCUGCACAUUGGGGCCUUAGCUGUGGUCACAGCAUUAGGGUGGGUCGUCGCCGGUCUGGUGGUAAGAGGAGAAAGAUCAAGACUUCAGAUUGUUAUACUGGUGGUUUAUGUAUGUGUUCUUCUGGUGCUGUAUCUGGUUCCUCUCUUCAUCUCUUCUCCUUGCAUCAUGGACCGGUCCAAGCUCGGUCCUCGUCCUGCUGUCAUUGGCCGUCGUGGAGCUCCAAUGCUUGCUCCAGAACACACUUUUAUGUCCUUCAGUAAAGCUCUGCAACAGAAAGUCACUGCCCUAGAAGCAGAUGUUGCCAUCAGUCUGGACGGAGUCCCCUUUCUGAUGAGGGAUCGGACAUUACGCAGGACCACAGAUGUGGACAAGCUGUUUCCUUCCCGUCAGGACAACGACGCCUCGCUCUUUAACUGGACAGAGAUCCGCAGUCUCAAUGCUGGACUUUGGUUCCUCAGGGAUGAUCCGUACUGGACAGUGCAGUUCAUGUCGGAGAAGGACCGCAACCGUACGGCCAAUCAGACGGUGUGUAGCCUAGCAGAGCUUCUGCGUCUGGCGGCUCGAACAAAUCAAUCUGUGAUCUUCAGUCUGCGUCGACCUCCAGCCCAACACCCCCGACACCAGCUGUGGGUCAGUGAUGCACUGAAGGUGAUUCAGAGAUCCAGCAUCCAACCAGAGCAGGUGAUGUGGACUUCUGACUGGUACAGGAAGAAGGUGCGUGCGGCGGUGCCACUCCUGCAGCAGACGUCAGAUGAGAAACUUCCUGUAGCUGAGCUAAAAGACAGAGGAAUCAGUACACUCACCCUGCACUACAGUCAAGCCAGAGCUCAGGAUAUCAGGCAGUUUUCUCACAGUAAUGUGAGUGUGAAUGUGUAUCCAGUGAAUGAGCCGUGGCUUUACUCGCUCGUGUGGUGCAGCGGGGUCCAGUCUGUCUCCUCUGAUGCUCCACACAUCCUGAAGAAAGUGCCUGUUCCAAUCUGGAUCAUGAGCGCAGAUGAAUAUGGCCUGAUAUGGAUCACUUCAGAUUUAAUCUCUGUAGCGAUUGUCAUUGGCAUUUUCACAUUUCAAAACUAUCACCUGAUCAGGUGGAAGAUGAGUGGCAUGCACACUUACAACCCUGAGCAGAUCAUGUUGAGUGCUGUAGUCCGUCGGCCGAGCCGUGAUGUUAACAUCAUGAAGGAGAAACUGAUCUUCUCAGAGAUAAGCAAUGGUGUUGGUAGCACAGAUGAGCUUUCCAUGUACACAGGAAAUGGACUGGAUGCAUAUGCGCUUGAUGAAGUCAUGACCCCAAUAUGUCAUACAGCUAAACUUUAGAGAAUCCUGGACUUCAUGUUUGCAU
Xyrauchen texanus (razorback sucker) is the source of this 2205-nucleotide messenger RNA. It is a transcript of the gene gdpd5a, whose product is annotated as glycerophosphodiester phosphodiesterase domain containing 5a. The transcript has 17 exons. NCBI's taxonomy places the organism in Eukaryota, Metazoa, Chordata, Actinopteri, Cypriniformes, Catostomidae. Gene Ontology annotation, molecular function: glycerophosphodiester phosphodiesterase activity. Bases 378 to 2180 code for a protein of 600 amino acids. Gene Ontology annotation, biological process: lipid metabolic process; positive regulation of neuron differentiation. Gene Ontology annotation, cellular component: plasma membrane. The record is from RefSeq and is a predicted model, not a curated record.